Molecule: messenger RNA, 1882 nt
Organism: Eimeria acervulina
Lineage: Eukaryota; Apicomplexa; Conoidasida; Eucoccidiorida; Eimeriidae
Exons: 8
Source: RefSeq, a predicted model, not a curated record
AGUGUCUCCUCAAUCUCUUAAAGUGUCUCUUAAGGUGUCUCCUUAUGUCUCGCAGCACCUUAAAGAGGCCCUGAAGAGAAAACAUGUUGCAGAGAUGAAGCUGCGUGCCCAUGUGGCGUCUCUCUCCGCAGUAAACGAACAGCUGCAGGCAGAGGCCUCAACACUAAUGGACUUUCAUAGACUCGCUGAGGCGCAUGGGCCCGAAGCAGCAGAAAAGCUGCUUCUGCAACAGCUGAGGCAGCAAACAGAAAGACAAAACACCGAACUCAAAGACAUGCAGCGGCUACUGACAAAUAGAGAGGCUCAAGUGUCUUCGCUGAAGUGCGAGGUGGCGCUGUGCCGGAAGGCCCUGGGCUUCCUAAACGCCCUUCUGCAGGCGCAGGGGCCCCCUGACGUGGGGGCCCCUCAGCUGGGGCCCCCGCAUCAGGAGCCCCUUCAGCUGGGGCCCCCUCAGCAGGGGCCCCUUCAGCUAGGGCCCCCCGAACCCAUGUGUCUCCCCCCUGUAAAAGAAGAUCGCACAACGCAGACGGAGGCCCCGCAGAGUCCCCCGAAGCCCUUGAGCUCAGCAGCAAAGCGGUGCGUCUGCUCAACCCCACCGUCUGCUGCAGGUCGACGCAGCAGCAGCGAGGGCCCCGCGCUGCCUGAGGAAGAGAGGGAUGUGUCUCUUGAAGGCCGUCGCCAGUCUUCUAAGUCCCCUUCAAAGACAGAAGGCCCUUCUCGAGAGGCUAGGAAGACAGUGGAGGUUGCGGCUGUGCAAGAGGAGACACCUCAGCUGCUGCCAGCGGAAUCCCCAGCAGCAAACUCAGAAAGAGACACUCAUCAAGCCCCUAUGCCUCGAGGUGUAGGGCCUGUUAUGAGAUUUACUGUGGGGCCCUCGACGGGGUAUGAACACAAGAGAGACGACGCCGUUGACAGCGCAGUCGCUGCCCUCAGCAACGCAAGGCUAAACAAAGUGCUCUUUACUCGCAUUUGCAGAGGCGUUUAUCUGUACGGACACCUCGCAGUGGCUCUACGCCUCAGCCCUUCAGGAGAACUACGUGUCUCCUUUGAGGGCAGAGACUAUACAGCAAAAGACUUCAUACACAGCUUCGAAGAGGAGGAGUUCCGCUACCUGAAGAAGAAGCAAAAGGAGUCGGGGCGCGCGGUGUCUCUUGAGGUCUGUCCCCACAGCAACAGCAGCCCGUGUCAGCAGGAGGUGAGGAGACAGACGAAGCAGCAGAACUGUCUCCUCUCUACAAAGGGGAAAGGUGUCUCCUCUGCCCUUGACGGUAAAAAGGGGCCUCACUCUAAGCGCCGCACCACCAUAGCGGCGUUGCCUGUAAACGCAGCAGGCCCUAAAGGUCUACUCCCCAGCUGCAGCAACAGCAACAGCAGCAGCAGCAGCAGCCGGCGCCCUGCCUCCAGGGCUCCUUCAUGCCGUCUCCUCCCCUGCAAUGUUAAUUCUUCUCUCUCUAACCAGAACGGUGGGGCUGUGGGGGCCCCCCGGGGGCCCCCUGCGCAUGGUUUGGUGGCUUUGGGGUACAGCAAGAGGUCCACUGGUCAGCAGUGCAGCAGCACGAAGGCCUCCAAGGCAACCUCAGCAGCAGCAGCAAAACCAGCAGCAGCCCCAGCAGCGGCCUGUCUUGUGCCUUCUGCUGCUGCUGCUGCUGCUGCUGCAGCUGCUGCUGUCUCUGGAGCCCUUCGUGGCUCAGGUCAGAGACAGCGAACGAGGGCAGCCAGCGUAAUGCCUUCGCAGCCAACCAGCAGCAAGAGGGCCCCCCAGAAAGUUGGAGGGGCCCCUGGGGCCCCUGGGGGCCCUGGGGCCCCCGAGAAGGUGGUAACAGGCCGCUCGAAGCUUAGGCCUGGGUUCCGUCUUAGCUCGUCUCUGUAUAGCCCUCUUUAA